CAUCUCCAGCUUCUUCUCCUCCGAAUACUGAAGUUGUGAUUUUGUAUCGAAAUAAUUAUUCAAAAAUUAUAAUAAUUAUCAUGACUCUUGUUGCUACUGCCAUCUUAGCCUGGGAGCUUGGGGAAUUUUUUAAACACAGAGGAGAAAAAUCAUGGUGCAGAGAGAAGUCCGUCGUUGCAAAGACAAAUCAUGGUGUGGACUUUACUUCUAUUGCAGCAGCUGUAGAAGCGGCUCCAAAUAACAGCCCCCAAAAAUUCUGUAUCUUAAUCAGAAAAGGGGAAUACUAUGAAAAUGUUUUUAUAGGGCGAGAGAAGACAAACUUGGUCUUCGUUGGAGAAGGCAUGGGGAAGACUACCAUUAUGUCCAACCGAACUGUAGAUGAGGUUCUGAAUGGCACACAAGUAGCAACCUUAUUGGUUAAGGGAAAGGGUUUCAUGGCUCGUGAUCUGACAAUCAAAAGUUCAGCAGCAUCUGACAAAGAUCACAGAGGGGCCCUUGAGAACUGGGCACAUCAGUCGAUAUUUUAUCGUUGCAGCUUCAUGGGCUCCCAUGCCACUAUAUGGGCUUAUGAAGGGCGCCAAUUCUACCGCGACUGCCAAAUACAAGGCAGUCAUUAUUUUAUACAGGGAGAUGCUCCUGCAAUUUUUCAGCAAUGUAGGAUCAAUUCCUUCAAAAUACAUGCUGAAGAAAAGGUGGUGAUUUCAGGGCAGUCACAGAGAAGUCUGAUGUCAAACUCUGCGUUUGUAUUUCACCUAUGUGAGUUCUUUACAAUGCGAAGUGUAAUAGCUUCAUCAGAAGAAACUUACUUAGGCGGUGCACCGGAGGCAUAUUCAAAGACUGUGGUUAUGCAGUCCUUUUUGGAUGCCUCUAUAGCUGGGUGGUUUGUAAAUGAUUCUACACCACAUACGGUGUAUUUUGGUGAAUUCAAUAAUAGGGGACCAGGUGCGAAUUUUAGAACCAACUCACCAUGCAUCCACUUCAUUGAUGACUUGUCCACAGCAUCUCACUUUACUGUGAGAGUCUUUUUGAAUGGAACGAAUUGGUUGCCACAAGAUGUACCCUAUGCUGCUGACAUAGUCUAGUUAAAGCUAUGUAUCUUGUAUUUUGACAAUUCAAUAUGUAAGGUGUAUACUGCCUUAAUGUAUUUCUUCAAAUAGAAUGGUGUUCUUUUGUCCUUUUUUUUUUCAAUUUCAUUUGCUGUGGAAGAGACAUAGAACAAACUACUAUCUGU
Molecule: messenger RNA, 1231 nt
Organism: Ilex paraguariensis (yerba mate)
Lineage: Eukaryota; Viridiplantae; Streptophyta; Magnoliopsida; Aquifoliales; Aquifoliaceae
Source: the annotation of a GenBank genome assembly